Molecule: messenger RNA, 1446 nt
Organism: Hippocampus comes (tiger tail seahorse)
Lineage: Eukaryota; Metazoa; Chordata; Actinopteri; Syngnathiformes; Syngnathidae
Gene: cunh19orf44
Product: chromosome unknown C19orf44 homolog
Exons: 7
Source: RefSeq, a predicted model, not a curated record
GACAACUUGGAUGGCGAAGAAGGAAGCAAACGUUUGGACUUGUCAUCGUUUAAUUCAUUAAAUCAAGAAGAAAAAAAAAAUCCUACGAAAGUGUCCCGGCGGCGGUGCGGUCGAGAGGAUAAAUGACGUGUUUGAACGCGCUCCUUCAGCUUAGUAUGGGGGCUAAGCAACAACGGGGCGACAACGUCACUAGAGGCGCGUCAUCAAUGAGCGACGAGAAGACGCCAGUUAACAGAAGUUAGCUUAGCCAAGGCGGGCUCCGACGAGAUGUGGAGGCGAGGGGGCACGAGCGACGCUCUCGACCGGGCUCGGGCGCUGCUGGACGCCAAGAGCAACAAAAACCACAGCGACCGACGAGCAGCCGCCGCCGAUGCGGACGCCCAAAGCCGAGCGGCUCCUCCGAGCGGCAGCGACGUCUCGUCGGACGCGAGCCACCUGUCCCCGCUCGGCUCGUCUUGGGGACAGCGAGGUGACGCGGCGGGGUCGCGCUUUCUGAAGAAGCCGGCGGGGUCGCGCGAGGACAGGCUGCCGUCGCGGUCCAAGCCGGGCUCGCAAGCGUCCGCCCUGAGGAGGCUGGCCCAGAUUGAGAGCCGCGUCCACGGCCGUCAGCGAGGGCCGGGACCCCGGACCCAAAGCCCGAGCUCGGACCCGUCGCCGGCCUCGCGACCCCCGUCGUCGUCGCCCGGUCGGGAAGCGACGCGCUCGGUCAGGAAGAAAGCUGCGGAAUCUCCCCGGGGGGGGUCCGGCUCCCUGCUCGGAUGGAGCCAAAGUGUGGACAGCGAUGAGGAGGAGGUGAUGAAGCUGGUGGGCGACGGCAACUUGAGCGGGUCGUCGUCCGGGAGCAGAGCGGGCCUGAUGCUCAACCAAAGAAGCCCGAGGUCGGCGUCCCCUCCGCCCCCCGGAGACGCCCCCAUCUCAUCCUCCUCCGGCAUGGCCUCCCCCGGCCGUGCUAGCCCCCCACCGGAAGCCCCACUCGAACCCCCGAGGUCUCAACUCUCCCCCCGGCGCGCCGCCAGUCCGACGUGCUCGUCCGGGUCGGCCUCGAAGGAGAUCCUCUCGCUGGAAGAACUUUUCCCACUUGGAUGCGGCGCCAGCCAAGCGUCCUCACAAGAGCGCUUUUGGGUCAAUGUGAAGACGUUGGAAGAUGUUGGCUCGGCCGGCGGCAGGACGGAAGCAGAAGAAGAACCAACGCAGGUUGACGACGCAAAUUCUGGGCCGGACGAGCUGCGCGGCGUCCGGGUCCGGACGGCCGACUACGAAAGUGACUUCGAGAGCACCGGGUGGACGGAAAGCGGUCGCCGCGGUAGCAGCGGACAGGUAUCGGAACACCUGCCGAGCAACGGCGAGGAAGAAGAAGCGGUCGGGUCGGCGCCGCGUGAGGCCUGGACGGAAGGCGCGGAUGCGACCUCGCGGCCGUCCACGGCGUCCUCGCGGCCGUCCCGCCGC